Molecule: messenger RNA, 486 nt
Organism: Trypanosoma rangeli
Lineage: Eukaryota; Euglenozoa; Kinetoplastea; Trypanosomatida; Trypanosomatidae
Product: cysteine synthase
Exons: 1
Coding region: 1-486 (161 amino acids)
Cellular component (GO): cytoplasm
Molecular function (GO): cysteine synthase activity
Source: RefSeq, a predicted model, not a curated record
AUGUGGCCUGUCCAUGGAAGCACCCAUUGGGGAUAUACCGGCGGUGUAACUCACAAAAAUGAACGACACGGCCGCCAAGAUUGUGCUCCAGCUGGAGUCUCGGAACCCCACGACCUCCGUGAAGGAUCGUCUUGCCUACGCCACAAAUGGCAAGGCAGAGGGGGAGGGAAAUCUGGUACCUGGCAAGAGCGUCAUUGUGGAAGCCAACGCGGCAACACGGGGGUUGCCCUUGCCAUCUCGGCGCCGUACGCGGGUAACAUGUUCAUCAUCAUCGUCAUGCUGGGGCUCUUGUCGAUUGAGCGCUGCUGCCUGAUGCGGAUUUUUGGGGUGGAGCUUAUCCUAACCCCUGCGGCCUUCGGCGUGAAGGGGGCUAUGAUAUUGGUGAACUGCAUUGUCAGCACCAAACUCGACGCCGUUUGUGUGGAUCAGUUUUGCACAAUAUACAACGCCCAGAUCCACCAGGAUACCACCGGGCCGGAGAUUUAG